AUGCCUAAUGAUUAUAUUACCCGUACUGUCCACUCGCUGAGCCACGCCGAAACGUUCAGUGAAGCUCUCAAGGCCAUCAACGAAGGUGUGACCAGAGCCUUACCCUCCAAGCGCCAAUACAAACAAGGAAUUGUACUAAGCCUUCGAUGGGAGAACGACAACUUAGACCGGAAGGAUAUUGACGAGCUUCUACGACUUUUCAACACGAAAUACGGCAUCAAAACAGAUUCCUUCUUGCUCCCAUCUGCGCCCAUAGCGGAGGUAGCUUUGGCUAUUCAGGCGAAAAUUCGAACGAUGCUCUCUAUCUAUGACUCCCCGGACACACUCUUCGUCUUUGUAUAUGAAGGCCAUUCGAAUGCGUACUACGACAUACCAAAUGCCUGUGUCAGUAUCAUGGGCUCGAUGAGGGAGCCUACGGUUUCUCUACCUUGGGGUUUCGUGGAGACCGCGCUGGCCUUUACUGAUGGAGAUGUCGUCUUCAUACUGGACUCGCCGUUUCCAUCUAGGGCGGCGAUGAUUUGUGAAGAUAUUGAAUACCUCGCGGUCUCGGCAUUCGGGUCACCAGCAGCCAGAAGCAUCAAUGUAUCCCUGAAAAGGCGACUCAUUGAUCUACUGGGUCAAGUAGACGCCGAAAUCACUAUAUCACAAAUACACGCCAAGCUUGCCGCGCAUGCAAACAGUCCAGGCAGCCAACUGGGACUUAUACCAGUACAUUUCCCGGCCAAGAACAAGCCAUCCAUCACCCUUCGCCCUAUAGGAGCGUGCCCAAGGCAGCGUAGAGGUCCCCGGAAAGCAGGUGACUUGUCAGAUGGCAAGGUUUUCGUUACUGUUCGGAUAGUCUCAGACACGACCAGUGUGCCGGAUAUCGUUGAGCAAUGCAUCCAGUGCCUGUCAAAAUCGAUUGCGGGGGAUGUGGCAGAUAUCAAGAUUGAGGGUAUCUUCAAGUUCAGUCCGGACUCAUCCUUGUUGCUGUUUACAAUGCCAACUGCGGUUUGGAACAUGCUUCGUCAUGAUCACUCCUUUGACUUCGUCAGUGUUGUCCAGUCAUAUAAUCUACUAUGUCAUCGGUCGACUGCUACUACUACUCACCCCCUGGCUCUUGCCAGUGGGAAUGCUGAUUUACCCUAUGGGGGCAAAGGCUGA
Molecule: messenger RNA, 1143 nt
Organism: Aspergillus tubingensis
Lineage: Eukaryota; Fungi; Ascomycota; Eurotiomycetes; Eurotiales; Aspergillaceae
Exons: 2
Coding region: 1-1143 (380 amino acids)
Source: RefSeq, a predicted model, not a curated record